GGGCUCAGCGCGCUCACAGACACGCGCGCGCGACGGGGAAGGGCUCUGUUAUGGUUGCGCAUGCGCUGGCUCCUGGGUGGUUGUUGGGCUUCAGCAGGUUGGGGCCGCUAACGGGAACACAAGAAGCCUUGGGCAAGGAAUUUUGUACCUGGCGAAGUUGGAGGACCCCCCACCUGGAAGAAAAAGUCUGUUUCCCUGUCUCUCUGCAUCUGUGUUUUGGGGACACAGCCUCUCUGACAAGAUUGCAAAAAUGCAGUUGAUGCCUCUUUGGGGGCCCUGUAUUCCUUCUGGACAGCACCAACUUGGCCUUGCUUAAUUACAUGAUAUUUGUCUUCCUCCACCCCUUUUUUGUUAUUGUUGUUAGACUGAGCAUAUUUUAAGAGUUAGACUGUGGAUCUUUGUCUUGGAGGCAUCAUUGACCAAAGGAAAUGGAGGAAAAAGAGCGAUGUGAUACAUUCUGUCUGACACUCUGAUGUUAAGGCCAUAUAAAACAUUUUUCAAGGGGAGGCCGAGAAAAAGAUGCAAAUAUACUAAGGACGGUUCCUUGCAGGCUAAUGGAGGUGGGAGGGUGGGAGAAAAAUGAUUAAAAUCUUUAAGUUAUUUCUGCAGCCAUCCAGUGAAGACAACUAUUAAAGUAACAGCAGGUGUUCCACUUGUGCGGGCUGGAGUUGUCUAGAAACGAAAGGCUGCUUGCUCUGCUUUUUGUGUGGUGGGGAGAAACUUCAUAAACUUUGUCAUCUCCUAUCUUCACGUCCUACACUACAAAAAAAAAUGAGUUGUGUGCCAUGGAAAGGUGACAAAAUAAAAUCGGAAUCAUCUGAAACACCACAGCCGAUGCCAGUGCGUAUUUAUCAUGAAAAACAGCGCAGGGAGUUAUGUGCUCUCCAUGCCCUCAAUAAUGUCUUCCAGGACAGCAAUGCCUUUACCCGAGACACAUUACAGGAGAUUUUUCAAAGGUUGUCUCCCAACACCAUGGUGACACCCCACAAGAAAAGCAUGCUGGGAAACGGGAACUAUGAUGUGAACGUCAUCAUGGCAGCUCUUCAGACCAAAGGUUAUGAAGCAGUUUGGUGGGAUAAGCGCAGGGAUGUCAGUGUAAUUGCCCUCUCCAAUGUGAUGGGCUUCAUUAUGAAUCUGCCAUCAAGCCUCUGCUGGGGUCCAUUGAAACUUCCUCUUAAACGGCAACAUUGGAUCUGUGUCCGGGAAGUGGGAGGUAUCUACUAUAACCUUGACUCUAAACUCAAGGUGCCUGAAUCCAUUGGAGGUGAAAGUGAGCUCAGGAAGUUUUUGAGACACCAGCUGCGAGGAAAGAACUGUGAACUUCUUCUAGUGGUGCCUGAAGAGGUGGAAGCACAUCAGAGUUGGAAAGCAGAUGCAUGACCUGCAACUACCCUGUCCUCGCACUAUAGUACUGGUCCUUCUCCCUCCACCAAUUUCUAAUGUCCUGUGAUGUGGAUAAUGAGCACUCUUCUCCUCUUCCCUGGAACUUUGGCAUUUCCCCCCCAUUAUGAGGCCAUAAGGCAACCACAAGGUAUUGUCGGAGCCAACAUUAAGAACAGAAGCUGGACAUGUAGUAGGGGAAGAGAAGGAGGUGGACGUAAUAGAACCAGAUCUGUGCUCUUUAAUUAUAAUGCAUACUUUCAUUUAGAAAUGGGUGUUGGAAUUCUCCCCUUUAAUUUCCUGCUCCCCCGCCGCCCCAGUCUUAGGACUUCAUACUGGCUUACACACAACUGUCUCCAGGAGUUCCUAUAGCUCCUGUUUGGCUAGUGUGUGUCUCCUUCAGGGUAGGGCUGGGGCCAGGCAUAUUCUCUCCCCCCCCCCAAGCCAUGCCUGCCUCCCUCCAACCUUCAUUGUGGAACUCCCUACAGGAGUUUUGGGCUUUUCCUGCCUCCAUACUCUUCAUUAUGUGUGUCCUUUGUCUCCAACACCAAACUUUAUGUUGAAGAAAUUUGCAAACCAUUUGGGUCUCUCAGGAAACUCUAGAUACUCUUAGCAAAGGUAUGGUGCUUGUGGAUUCCCCUUUUGUAAUAGUAAUUGUGCCAAGAGUUAGGGGAGAUGUAGACAAAAUGGGACCAUAAUAAUGGAACUCCUUACAGGAGUUUUCCUGUCUCAUGCUCUUUUUAAGUGUGGUCUGAAAAUGAAAGACUGAAUAGUUUGGAAAAGUGGUAGCUAAAUUGAUGCUUAUUUAAAAGCCUCAAGUAUUUUUGUUAGGUGGUCCACAUGUAGCCUGUGUUUAUUUUUCUUAUCUGUCUGUCCUGUAAUUCAGGGAAAUAUACACUGAGCAGGGAAUAAAACUACAGGCUGUUUGAGGAUGAAAUCAUGAAACAAAAGGGAAGAGUAGCCAAGUUUCAGCAAGGUAGGAAGCUGGAAAUGGAGCAAAUGUUGAUUUCCAAGUGGAAUUAUGGGAAACAAGAUCAAAGGGCUAGAUUUCUGUUGCUCUUGUAUAGCAACGGUCAGUUGUUGGGGUUGAGAAUGCAUAAGCAAGUUUGCUGGGGAUGAGGGAAGACUGUUUACAACAGGUAGGCUGAGCCACAUUCUUCCAUUAUGAUUGGCAGGUGACCCUCCUGAAUUUAACUCUUCUCUCCUCACCAACUAAGUGAACAAGCUAAAGACCCUGGCAGGAGACUGAAUUAGUUUUCCUUGUGAUCUGAUUCAGGUGUUUCACAUCACUUCUUUGUGCUAGUUAGUAGGUGAAAUGGAGAAGGUGGCCUUUCACUCGAUUAACUUCUCCUUGAACCCCGUUUAUUCUAUUGUUGCAUUUUUCAUUAUUAAUGCUUUUUGCCAGCUUCAUUUUCAGUAGUACUGGAACAGUGGAAGUAGAACCCACUUUUUUAGUUUCAUUCUAUAGGAAAAUGUAAUGGUUAAGGAGGGCUGAAACCGACCCCUUACAUCCUUGGAAUCUGACCUGUCCAUUCUAAGCAUGAGCAAGAUACAUGCUUUCUAAGCCAGCAUUCCAAGCCCUUCACAGUUGAAUGCAGUGUGAAUGGUAUCAACAUCUUGUUUAUUGACCUCUGGACACCUUGCAGGCAAUAUACUGGGAACUUGUGUUGGCUAUUCUCUGCAUGUAUUACAGUCAUAGCCUAAUAACUUCUAUUUUUACAAAUGCCCUCCCCUUUCUUCUGGACUACACAUUCCAAUAACCAAAGCCAGCUAGCAGAAUUUGUACACACAUACACACACUUCACAAGCAGAACAUCAGGCUUGCAGUUCUGCUUCUGACUUGAAGCCAUUCCCCCCCCCCCCCAAAAAAAUCUCAAAGACAUUAUUUUGUCUGCUGGCUAAAUAAUAGCACUUUGGAGAGACCCCGUUUGCAUGGAAGCCAAUGGACCAGUGCACAAUAUGCAAAUAUCUUUUAAAGCAUACAGCUGUUUCUUUCCGUCUGUGUGUAUUUAUGUCAUUGUUCUGUCCUUAGGGAAAAAGUGGUGUGAUUCAGCAGCUCAGGAAAAGGGAACAUGUGAUCACCCACCCCUCUGGACCAGAGUUAUGGCAGCAGAGGAAAGGAAUCAGCCCAUUCCCAUUGCUUGGGAAUGAAGAAGCCCUUAAUUGUUUUCCUGCUUGUUUGGUUUUAUUAUAGCCUUGUCUUGGGUUUGUUUACAGAGAUGUAUUUUGUUUAACCAAAUAUUAAAAAUGAAAAAGCC
Molecule: messenger RNA, 3638 nt
Organism: Podarcis raffonei (Aeolian wall lizard)
Lineage: Eukaryota; Metazoa; Chordata; Lepidosauria; Squamata; Lacertidae
Gene: JOSD1
Product: Josephin domain containing 1
Exons: 5
Coding region: 772-1380 (202 amino acids)
Biological process (GO): protein deubiquitination
Molecular function (GO): cysteine-type deubiquitinase activity
Source: RefSeq, a predicted model, not a curated record